This is a messenger RNA of Colletotrichum acutatum, 2115 nucleotides long. RefSeq lists its product as uncharacterized. NCBI's taxonomy places the organism in Eukaryota, Fungi, Ascomycota, Sordariomycetes, Glomerellales, Glomerellaceae. The record is from RefSeq and is a predicted model, not a curated record. Bases 1 to 2115 code for a protein of 704 amino acids. The transcript is spliced from 2 exons.
AUGCCGGUAGCCACCAGGAAACGACCUGGUCGGCCGACAAAGAGCCAAGCUGCGGGGGAUGUCGAGAAGGCCAUACCGACCAGCAGCAUCGAUGAGCUUCCGGCGGGAACCCGGCGCAGCAAACGUCUCGGUCACGUUGAUGUGGAAGACAUUAGGGAUUUCGAGGCCAUACGAGUGAAGAGAAGACGGAGGAGUCAGAAAGAUGUGGAGGAAGAAGAUCAGGUGGACGUCGACCAAGGCAGCGACGAAGAAGAUGGUCAAGGCGAACGAGAUGACCAGACUAUGGAAGAUGGUCCAGACGAAGAAGAUGAAGAAAAUGUCAGAAAACGAGGUCGGCCGAGGAAGAUGCGUGAGGAUCUCCGGGUAGAUACAUUGCGUAAGGAAGCAACGAAUACCCAUCGUACGAAUGCGAGUCGUGCUGGAAGGGUGCAGACACAAGACCCCAGUCGACCUUCAAGAACGAAAGCGACGAAAUCAAGUAAAGGCUUGUCGAAUCUCGACGUUUCUCAACCGACGACAGAUCCGGAUAACGAGGACGAACCAGCCACCGCUGCAGGCGCCAGAGUGGAUAUCUAUGAGUUUGCGAGUAGCCCACCUAGAGGGUCUGCCGUCGCAGUCGACCUCUCAGUGUCGUCAUACGAAGAGGAAGAAUCGUCCGAUUCGCAAUCUGAUUCACAAGUCCCAGACACCGGAAAUGGGCUGUUUGUCGAGCGCGAGACUCAGAGCGCAGAGGAAGACGACGAGGAGGGUAACGAUGAGCAACUUUACAACGACCCGACUCUGGCCGAGUUGCCGCCGUCUGCACAGGCAAGGGAGGAUGAUGCCUAUCCAGGUGAUACCGACUCCCAAAUGGAGCCACAUCCAAUAGAGCCAACGCAGCAGCUUCGUCGUUUGGUUGAUGAUAUGGACCCGCCGACUCCUGACCUUUUCCCGGAGGUUGAUUACGAGUACCCGGACGAUCAUUUCAUCUUUCACAAGCCCGAAGACCAAGACCGAUUGACUGCGGCGCCAGUGAAAUCACCAUCAUUGAAGAGCAUCAAGGAGCUAAUGAAUGGGGUGGGUUGGAUGCGCUCCAAGGAUGGAAGAGCAAUUGACCUCACAACUGGGUCGGCGCAACUUUCACAGAGAACUCAGCCUCUCUGGGACCGCAUUCAACUACUGAACGACUUCUGGGAAGGAGCACCUCGCGCGCCCCUUUUCAGUAAGCAAUGCGACUAUUUGCAUUCGAGCGACGCAGAUGCGGUCGAUGCCAGGCGCACCUUCAAGGAAGUCGACACACUUGUUAAUAAGAUGGCCACGAAAGCGAAGAAGCCCAGCCCCGGCGACGAAUCUGAUAUGCCGGCGCCACGUUUCGUUAAGGAGCUGUACGAAAGUGUCAUUCCUUUGCUUGUGGUUACGCUUGGAAAUGUAUUCCAAAAGGGUACUGAGCACAACACGUCACAUUACACCGGGUCGUUCACCAAACCGAUGUUGCAAAUUAUGCACAGACUCAUUGCUUGGAUUGAGAAGCUAUACUAUGGCAUGCUCUCAAACCUUGCAAGGAGGAGGCAGAAGGAGCAACUACUAUCCAAGAAGCUCAGUCGAGGAAAACUGGCCGAGUAUGUACGAGGCUUCAAGCGAGAGCUGGAUGCAACUUGGACCAAGGUCAAUCACACGAUUCAGCGGCAACGACUUUACGAGCAGCGGUUUGGUGAGAAGAAACAGAAGGAAGAGCGAGAGCGGCACGAAUACGAAGAGACUAGACGACGACAACGGGAGUUUUGCGAUAGGCGACUGGAGGAGCGGAUUGCAGCUGAGAAAGCACGCAGAGUGGCAGGCUCCCCGCCACAGAGUCAACAAAGCAGGUACGGGAGACAGCAGACGGGACCAGUGGAUCGCCGUCUAGAUACUACGCGAGGAUCGGUGGACGUUGAGCCCUUUGCCUGGCCUGAAGCAGAUGCCAAGUGGCUUCUACAGACGUUGUCCGCAAGGCCAGAUGUUGAUACUCAAGCGCUCGCAAUGAUGCUUAAACGCGGCGAAGACGAAGUCAUAGCCAUGAUCAGUUUGCUGAAGCAAAGCGCCAGAGCACACGCAGCAUCGAGAGGCAAGGAAGUUCCGGCAUUUGCGGCAGCUUGA